AUUUGUACACUUUAUUCUACGAUCUAUAACAUCCCAAAACGAGCCAAACCAAGAAAUACCAAAUCUCCCAAAGAGAACCCACACCAAACCACUGGCACACCACCCAAACAUAUUCCACAUACCCCAAACUUCAAUAUGACAACUGACACAAUCCAAAUCCGCCGCAUGACACUCCCCGACAUCCCCUACAUGGCCCAGCUAGCCUCAACAACCUACUUCAACACACCCCUCAGCCAAUUCCUCAGUCCAUACCGCCACACCUACCCAGAAGACUUCACCCGAUACUUUGGCCACAGGAUCCGUGCCCGCUACUUCAAUCCCAGAUGCAUCGGCUUCGUUGCCGUCUCUGCCUCGAACCCGGGUCUACCAGUGGCAUAUGCGCAGUUCAUCCGACUGGGAAACGAUGAAGCAGCACGGAGACUCAUCGCAGCGCAGAGCUCCAUCUGGAAGACGUUAUGCCGGUGGUGCAUGACGGCUUGGGUAUGGAUUGAGAAUAUACUACGGCCGGAUCGGUCGGUGGAUUCUGAUGCGGUGGGGAGGCUUGAGAAGUCUGCUGAGGCGGAUGAUUUGCGAUUUUGGGGGUCGGAUGAGAUGAAGAGGUUGUAUGGGGAGAGGUGGCAUGCGCAGAGUGUGGUUGUUUCUGCGGACUGGAGGCGGAGAGGCAUUGGGAGGCGGUUGAUGGGGGAGGCUUUACGGCGGGCGCAGGAGGAUGGGGUUGUUGUUGGAUUGGAGGCGAGUGAGGAUGGGGAGAAGCUUUAUCGGAGUUUGGGGUUUGAGUUGAGAGGGAGGUUUUCUUUGCUUUUGGGUGGUGAGGCUGAGGGUGGGAUUAUGAUGUGGAGGCCGAAGGAGGGUUUAAAAUGCUGAUAUUGGAUACUUUCGUGGUAUACAUAAGUUCUACGGUGUUUUGUCGGUUAAGUGUUGUAGG
Aspergillus pseudotamarii is the source of this 925-nucleotide messenger RNA. RefSeq names its product GNAT family N-acetyltransferase. Gene Ontology annotation, molecular function: acyltransferase activity, transferring groups other than amino-acyl groups. The coding region runs from base 136 to 864 and encodes 242 amino acids. The transcript has a single exon. NCBI's taxonomy places the organism in Eukaryota, Fungi, Ascomycota, Eurotiomycetes, Eurotiales, Aspergillaceae. The record is from RefSeq and is a predicted model, not a curated record.